AAAGUCGGUUAAAUACUUAAACAGAUUAAAUAUCAAUUUUUGAUGUAUAUAUGUCUUACGAACGAUUAAAAUGAUAAUUAUUUUACUGACCAAAUCAUUCAUUGUAGGAUACUUUUAAGUUUUAUCAAAUUAUGUUUUUAAAAGGACAUAGAUAAUAAACAUUAUCUCGAUUUUAUAAACUACUGGUGUUUGUUGUUACAGUGUAGGUAGGCACCUGUACUGUACGUCGUUUUCACACCUUUCUAUUGUUUUGAUAACACUUAAUGAUGAGCACAUGAAGAUGUGAGGGUACUGGGGUAUACAAUGAUGGUGUACUGGGGUAUAAUAGGACGUCCCUAAUUAAAAAAUGGGGGGGGGGGGGGGUAAUUGAAAGUAAUGGGACAUCCCAUUAAAAAUACAGUAUUAUACACCAUUUUACACUUAUCAUUCCACCUGCCAACCUGUGUUAAAUAUUGAUAAGUGCAAUGUCUAAGGAAGAUUUCUUGUGUUGGGACAAUGACAUUGAUUUGGAUGAACUUUUAGGGGAGUAUACAGACCAUGAAGAGAAGUCUGGUGACCAGCCACCAAAAGAAGAACAAAGUUACCAGUGCCCUGACUGUAAGAAGAUCCUGAAAUCCAUAUCUGGUUUUCGAGGACACAUGACCAAGCAGCACAAGAAAAGCAAAACAAAAGCUAGUGACCACAGAGUUACAGCAACUUCUUGUGCCACUGCAGGAAACAGCAAAUCUCCUUCCCCCUCCUGCUCCGUGGACAUUGAGAGCAUUCUUCAUGAGGCAAGUCUUCGAACUCUGACAAGAUUAGAAGAAUGUCCAAUGCACAAUUUGUUCGGGGAAAGUGUAAUCGUGAGGUUGGCCAGAUUUUGCAGCAAGGCCCAGUUCUUGGAGCAACCUUUAGUGGGACACUUGAAAGAAAUAUUCAGCUCCAAUUUGUGUGAUCCUCAUUCAAGGGAACUGUUCUUUACAAAGUUUCAUUCACUGAGGCUAUCGGAAUGUGUUCAGACAGAGUGUGUUUCAUUGUUCAUUCUGAAUGGAUGUGAGGAGAAGAUAGAAGACAUUAUCCACUUCCUGCAAGAGUUUCUCCUUGAGUUACCAUCCGAAAUUCUUGGACGUCUUCUGCAAGAAAACAGGACAACGUCCAACACACUUGCUGACCAGAUUUCGACCAUGGACCAGCAAAUCCUCUACUACAUCUCAGGAUUCAUCGUGGCCAAUAUAAAGAAAAAGUGCCGGCGAAUGACUUCAGCAUAUCGAGAGGGGAGACUUCAGCUAUUGGAAAAACUGUCCUGUAAAGCAGAGAAUUCGAGUUUUGUGACCAAGUUUGAUGCAUGGUUGAGGAAAAACAGUCGCGGGGGCCUAUUGAGACCAAGUGACAGUUUCUAUUUGCUUGUGCGGGAGCUGGAAAUCGUCAUCAGGAAAAUUCCGGACUAUAGCCACAGCCACAUCAGUUGCAAAGUUAAGGAGUCCAUGAUGGAGUCUUUCAUGGUGAACCAUUAUUUGAAGCAGCUAUUCGGUGAAAAUUCAGAGAGAGACCUGUCACCACUUUUAGAGGACAUUAUAUGUGUAUUUCUGACUGUUCGAGGAUUUGCCACUGCACGAGUUCUUCGCAACAAACUUAGUGGAAGGACCAGCAAACAGAGUGACAGUUUACGCCAGGCACUGAAGUCAAAGAACAACAACUGAAUCCCAUUUACAGUGCUUGCUGACUGUGUUGUUGAAAUGUGUCACACUAGUUUUAAAUAAUUUAUAUAUCAAAUGUUACUGUUUAAUAUUUCUCUUAUGGUGCUGCAUUUCAUGUUUUCAUAUUUGAACUGCUCAAGAUAUGUGAUACUUAAACCACUUGAUAAUCAUUUUCUAUGGAUUGAGAAUAAUUAAGUUGUUUUUCAUGCUUAUAACAAUUCUUGUCAUUUGAUUAAUAAAAAGUUGAA
Messenger RNA from Magallana angulata, 1924 nucleotides. RefSeq lists its product as uncharacterized. Lineage: Eukaryota; Metazoa; Mollusca; Bivalvia; Ostreida; Ostreidae. The record is from RefSeq and is a predicted model, not a curated record. The coding region runs from base 465 to 1679 and encodes 404 amino acids. The transcript is spliced from 2 exons.